CUUGCCAACCGACAUGAAAAAAAACAAAAGAAGAAGAAGUGCUCGGCACCGCGCGCUAAGCAUUGUGGGUAAUGACAGGCGCAUGACUUGAGGAGACCCCCAUAAAGAAACAUAGUGCGCCAUUAUUGCCAAAAGUCAAUGUUUAUGGAACGAGGACUUGUGUUGGGUGUAAAUGUCAAAGAUGAGCCUCAAUGAGCAUUCGCUGCAAGCUCUGUCCUGGAGGAAGCUUUACCUCAGCCGGGCCAAACUCAAAGCUUCCAGUCGCACCUCCGCUCUACUCUCCGGGUUCGCGAUGGUAGCAAUGGUGGAGGUGCAGCUGGACAACAGCUACCCGUACCCGCCCGCUCUCCUCAUCGCCUUCAGCGCCUGCACCACCGUGCUGGUGGCCGUGCACCUGUUCGCCCUCAUGGUCAGCACCUGCAUCCUGCCCAACAUCGAGGCCGUCAGCAACGUCCACAACCUCAACUCGGUCAAAGAGUCGCCGCACGAGCGCAUGCACCGGCACAUCGAGCUGGCGUGGGGCUUCUCCACCGUCAUCGGCACGCUGCUCUUCCUGGCCGAGGUGGUCCUCCUCUGCUGGGUCAAGUUCUUGCCCAUCAAGCCCAGCAAGUCCAGCAACAACAGCAUGUCCGCCGGCGUGGCCGCCGCCAUCACCUCCACGUCCAUCAUGGUGCCUUUCGGCCUGGUGUUCAUCAUGUUCGCCGUGCAUUUCUACCGCUCCCUGGUCAGCCACAAGACGGACAGGCAGUUCCAGGAGCUGGAGGAGUUGUCCAACCUCACCAGGCUGCAGAACGAGCUGGACAAUAGAGGGGACUCCAUUGUGAAUUCUCCCAGCUCACAUUUCCCAUAGACGACUGCAGCUUUUGGUGAUAUUUCAUGUAUAUACAGUUUUUACGUCGGCGCCGUUUCAAUAAUAUCACGAAUGCAUGAAACUUGAUGUCACAAAAGUCUUAACUGUGAAUGUCCUUUAUCCGCACACUUGAACUUUGACCCCUGUCUCAUGCCUGCUGUGUUUAUUUACACAUUUCCAUCCAACAGUUUUAAUUGUACUGCACACAAAUAAUUCAGUGAUUCCACUUGCACUCGAGUUAAUUCCGGUUUUGCCGCUUUACACGUGAAGUUUUGUUAUCGAUUCAAUCAUUUUACUGUAUUUUUAUUUUUUUUUCUGGAGAAGAAAAAACAAUUGUGUUUGCAAAUGAAGUCAGUCAUGGGGCAUGCAGUGAGACUUUAGUGUGGAUGACUUUAUAGCAGGGGUCACCAACGCGGUGCCCGUAAGGACCAGAUGAGUCGCCCGCUGGCCUGUUCUAAAAAUAGCUCAAAUAGAAGCACUUACCAGUGAGCUGCCUCUAUUUUUUUUUUAUUGUAUUUAUUUACUAGCAAGCUGGUCUCGCUUUGCAUGACAUUUUUAAUUCUAAGAGAGACAAAACUCAAAUAGAAUUUGAAAAUCCAAGAAAAUAUUUUAAAGACUUGGUCUUUACUUGUUUAAAUAAAUUCAUAAAUUUUUUUGCUUUGCUUCUUAUAACUAUCAGAAAGACAAUUUUAGAGAAAAAAUACAACCUUAAAAAUGAUUUUAGAAUUUUUAAACACAUAUACCUUUUUACCUUUUAAAUUCCUUCCUCUUCUUUCCUGACAAUUUUAAUCAAUGUUCAAGUAUUUUAAUUUUUUUUUUGUAAAGAAUAAUAAAUACAUUUUAAUUAAAUUUUUAAUUUUAGCUUCUGACUUUUCGACAGAGAAUAUUUGUGAAAUAUUUCUUCAACCGUAUGAUUAAAAUUUCAAAAAAAUAUUCUGGCAAAUCUAAAAAAUCUUUAGAAUCAAAUUGAAAUCUUAUUUCAAAGUCUUUUGAAUUUAUUUUAAAAUAUUUGUUCCAAAAUAAUGAUUUGUCUUUGUUAGAAAUAUAGCUUGCUCCAAUUUGUUAUAUAUUCUAACAAAAUGCAGAUUGGAUUGUAACCUAUUUAAAACAUGUCAUCGAAAUUCUAAAAUUAAUCUUAAUCAGGAAAAAUUACUAAUGAUGUUCCAUAAAUUAUUUUUUUAAUUAAAAAAAAAAAGAUUCGAAUAGGACAGUUUUUCUCUUCUUUUUCCGGUUGAAUUUAGAAUUUUAAAGAGUUGAAAUUGAAGAUAAACUAUGUUUCAAAAUUUUAUUUUAUUUUUUUCUGCUUUCUCUUUUAAACCGUUCAAUUAAGUGUUUUUUUUUUUUUUUAUAAUUUAUUCUCUACAGAAAACUUUCCGUAAAAGGAAAAAAAAUGUACGACGGAAUGACAGACAGAAAUACCCAUUUUUAUUAUAUAUAUAGAUUUGUUUAUUAAAGGUAAAUUGAGCAAAUUGGUUAUUUCUGGCAGUUUAUUUAAGUGUGUAUCAAACUGGUAGCCCUUCGCAUUAAUCAGUACCCAAGAAGUAGCUCUUGGUUUCAAAAAGGUUGGUGACCCCUGCUUUAUACUGUUGUGUGGCCAGCUAAAUGUCUUAAGCAUCUGGGAGAAUAAAAGUUUCUGCCCCUAA
This is a messenger RNA of Nerophis ophidion (straightnose pipefish), 2493 nucleotides long. It is a transcript of the gene orai1b, whose product is annotated as ORAI calcium release-activated calcium modulator 1b. The transcript is spliced from 2 exons. Bases 173 to 850 code for a protein of 225 amino acids. Gene Ontology annotation, biological process: store-operated calcium entry. Gene Ontology annotation, molecular function: store-operated calcium channel activity. Gene Ontology annotation, cellular component: membrane. Lineage: Eukaryota; Metazoa; Chordata; Actinopteri; Syngnathiformes; Syngnathidae. The record is from RefSeq and is a predicted model, not a curated record.